AUGGAUAGAAACCCAUUCAUUAUAGACUCCCAAAACGGUUCUCCCGUGAGAUCACCGCAGCGGGCUGCAUUGCGGCAGCAGUCACCUUGGAAGUCGCAGUACACAGAUUAUAAUUACGAAGAUGAUCAGUCCACUGCAUUUCAAGGGUUCCCCCCGGUUGUAGAGAGAUCGCCUCGAAUAAACAUUCAACAACAGUCGCCAUCAAAGGCAGCCGCAAGGUAUUCUCCACAGCGUCGAAACAUGUUUUCCCGCAGCAGUGUACCACCUUCACCUGUUCCCCACAAUAGAUACGCCGCUAAUUUACAAGAGUCCCCCAAAAGAGGUGGGCAAACCGUGAUUGAAAUUAAUGACUACUCUGAUGACGACUAUGCAGAGGAAGAAGAUCUGUACGAUACCUACAUGAACCAGAAUAACGGCUCACCUUUACGAAAAGGCAUGGCGAACCAAGGAUCAAGAAAUUCGUCUCAUGGCACUAAAUCAACUUACUCAUAUGACAGUUUCAGAAAGUCCCUUGAUGACGAAAGUACGAUUUACUCUGGAGACACCUUUGAGCAGACACAAUUUCAAUUGAACCAUCCUCAGCGUAAUUACAUCAGGCGUGGGAAAUCUGAGAUCAGGAAAACUCUAUCAAUUGCUCCAAAUAAGAAUAUUCUUAAGUUGGACAACCCAAUUCCAAGAGGAUUACUUGAAAUAUUACCUCGUCGGAAUUCACCUGAAUUUACUGAGAUGAGAUACACCGCUUGUACUGCAGAGCCUGAUAACUACGUCGCUGAGGGAUAUUCCUUAAGGUUUGCAGAAAUGAACAGAGAAUGUCAGAUUACCAUUUGCAUUACAAUGUACAAUGAAAACAAAUUCGCUUUAGCCAGAACUUUGCAUUCAGUUAUGAAGAAUAUUGCCCAUCUUUGCAACCGCAAGAGGUCCCACGUUUGGGGGCCAAAUGGAUGGAAAAAGGUCCAAGUUGUAAUUGUGAGUGAUGGUAGGAAUAACAUUAACAAGGGAUCUUUGGACUAUUUGAGCGCUUUGGGUGUUUACCAGGAGGAUAUGGCGAAAUCAACAGUAAAUGGUGAGCCAGUGAAAGCUCAUAUUUUUGAAUUGACCACUCAGGUCUCUAUUGAUUCUGAAUUGGACUAUGUCAGCAAGGAUAUUGUUCCCGUACAAAUAGUGUUCUGCUUAAAAGAGGAGAAUCAGAAAAAGAUUAAUUCUCAUCGUUGGUUGUUUAAUGCCUUUUGCCCUAUCCUGGAUCCUACAGUUGUAGUUCUAGUGGAUGUCGGUACUCGACUAAACGAUACUGCCAUUUAUCACUUGUGGAAAGUGUUUGACAGAGACUCAAAUGUAGCAGGUGCUGCUGGUCAGAUCAAAACUAUGAAAGGAAAAUGGUGUUCAAAGCUGUUAAAUCCACUUGUGGCUUCUCAAAAUUUUGAAUAUAAAAUGUCGAAUAUCCUAGACAAGCCAUUAGAGAGCGUUUUUGGUUAUAUCUCAGUUCUUCCCGGUGCUCUUUCUGCUUAUCGUUACAGGGCUUUGAAGAAUCAUGAAGACGGCACAGGACCAUUAAAUUCAUAUUUCCUGGGAGAAACCCAAGAGGGUAGACAGCAUGAUGUUUUCACUGCCAAUAUGUACUUAGCAGAGGAUAGAAUUUUAUGCUGGGAGCUAGUAGCGAAAAGAAAUGCUAGAUGGGUUUUAACAUAUGUCAAAGAGGCAACUGGUGAAACGGAUGUACCUGAGGAACCUCCUGAGUUUAUUUCGCAAAGAAGACGUUGGUUGAACGGUGCAAUGUUUGCGGCACUCUAUGCACAGUUACAUUUCCCUCAGAUAUGGAAAACGAAACACUCGAGGGUGAGAAAGUUCUUUUUCCAUAUUGAGUUCUUUUACCAAUUUGUACAAAUGCUGUUUUCUUGGUUUUCCAUAUCCAAUUUCUUCUUAACGUUCUACUUCCUUGCAGGGUCUAUGAAUGACAUUAUAAAGCAUGGUGAUGUUUUAUUUACUUUUUUCAAAUACCUUAUCAUUUGUGACCUAGCCGCACUUUUUAUCAUUUCUAUGGGUAAUAGACCACAAGGUGCUAAUCAUCUAUUUAUUACAUCCAUGGUUAUUUUAUCAAUUUGCUCAACCUAUGCUUUGAUUUGUGGUCUCGUUUUUUCCUUUAAAUCUUUGACGUCGAAGACAGAAUCACAUAUGGUAUUUGUAAACAUCGUGGUGUCGCUACUUUCAACCUAUGGCUUAUACGCCUUUACUUCUAUCCUAUAUUUGGAUCCAUGGCAUUUGUUCACAUCCUCCAUUCAAUAUCUAUUAAUGCUGCCCUCCUUCAUUUGUACUCUCCAAAUCUUUGCAUUCUGCAACACCCACGAUGUCUCUUGGGGUACAAAAGGCUCUACUCAAGGUAGUAAGCCAAAAUCAGAGGCGACUGUUAAGCAAGGUCCUGACGGGCAACAAAUCGUUGAAGGUACAGAGUGGCCCCAAGAAGUGGAUAAGAAAUAUGCCGAAAUUAAGGGUAGACUGAAGGAGGAAGAGAUCGUUGAAACCAAAGUAGACGAGGUUCAAAAGAACAACGACUAUUAUAGAGACAUCAGAUCUCGGAUUGUGAUGAUUUGGAUGCUUUCGAAUUUGAUUCUGAUGAUGAUCGUGACACAAGUGUAUGGACCAGAAGAUACUGCUAAGAACAAGUACCUUGUGUUUAUUUUAUGGUCUGUUGCUGUUCUUGCAGCUUUUAGAGCUCUUGGAUCGGUCACGUUUUUACUUAUUAAGUAUCUGCGUGUGAUCGUGAGCUUCAAGAAUAAGGCCGAAGACAAUGGCUCUCUGAAUAUUCCUUCGAUGGGCUCAUUAUUCCACAAGGAACCCAAAAUGUAA
Lachancea fermentati is the source of this 2841-nucleotide messenger RNA. NCBI's taxonomy places the organism in Eukaryota, Fungi, Ascomycota, Saccharomycetes, Saccharomycetales, Saccharomycetaceae. The record is from the annotation of a GenBank genome assembly.